AUGUCCGAUCUCCAGCCUAGCCAUUUUCUCCCUCUCACCGACAACAUCUCACGCGGACAGGCCACGCAAUGGGAUUCCGACGCGCAUAUUGACGUCGAUGAGAGCAGUGGCGCCUAUGAACUGAACGUCAACUUGGAGGUGUCGAGUGCCGACGAAUCCAGUGCCGAAGGGACGAGUGCCUGUGGACAGACUGUUGGUGAACACAGCGGCGAGGAAUUCAGCUUUUACCCUCGUUGGACCGAUGAGCGGUACAGGGCUACAGACAUCUGGAUAAAUUGGCUGAAAGCCCGUCUACAAGGGACUCUGCCGCUGGCGCUCUCCGCUCGCAUCCCGCCCGAGGUCUUUGAGUUCGUCAUCGACAAGAUGGAUCCUCCCACAUUGAUCACCGCGGCGCAGGUCUGCGCAGCAUGGUAUCCCCGAGCUAUGCACAACAUCUACUACACCGUCAAGAUCUGCAGUCGCACCAGCUUCAACGUGCUAUUCAAGCAGUGCCAGACCUAUCCCACCGUCAAGCAGUGGCUCGCGAGUACAUGCAAACUGGUGGUAGGCGGGGAUCACGAACACUCACCUUUCCCCGAAAGCGCCUUUGAAGACACACCGCUUGAAAACAAGAUCAAUGGUAAUGAUCUUUUCCUUCAAGCACUACCGGUCGCGCUCGCUGGUCUGAUGCCUCGUGUACGCAUCAUGUUCAUCAAGAAUGCAAGACUUCAUUUCAUCCACACGGACUUUCCCUUCUCCAUAUCGAGGUUCCAGUCUAUCAAGUCGUUGACGCUUCGAGAGUGCCGGCCGAAAAACCUGACGCAGCUGUGGCGGAUCGUGUCUGCCUUCCCCCAACUUACAGACCUCACGAUGCAGGACAUUACGUUCACUCAGCAAAGUGCUCAGAGCGACACGGGAGCCUCGCUAUCUCGGCCACCAUCUCACAUGCGUCUUCGAUCUCUUGAUGUCUACGUGGUCGACGAAUACAUGCCGAUGUUCGUUGACUGGAUGACGACGCGCUCAGACCUCUGCGCCUCACUUGCGGAUCUGACUUAUCGGUCAGAACGUAUGGCAUGGACGUCCAUUCAGAAACUCCUCGAAACGGCAGGGGCUUCGUUGACUCGUUACCGCGAGGGUGCUUAUGACCAUGAUGGCUGUUGGAUUCACGGACAUCUGUCGCAGAACACCGCCUUGCGAUCCUUCGAUUUCUGCCUGGAUGUCAUCUGUCACGAGGCCAAAUACCAGUGGCAGGUGCCUCGCGCAGCAUGGACGAAAGCAACGGACGAGUUACACAGUAUUCUCUCCACCAUUCAAAGCCGUCAGCUCGAGCACAUCAAACUCGUCAUCACUAUUUGCUCCCACUGCACCAAGCUUGAGUCUGAGCACCCUGACCGCGUCCUCGAGAUGCUCGACCUGCAGGACCUAUACGAGGUCAUGAGCCGGCCAUACUUCAACACAUUGCAAGUUGUCGAGGUGACGACAGAGGAAAGCAUCACGGGUCUGACCUGGCAAUCGAAUAAUAGCAUGCGCCUUCAGAAGAUCAAGGCUAUGUUCCAUGGCAUCUUACAGCCAUGGUCUGCCCGUGGCAUAGUCACCGUAUAUUUCUAA
Messenger RNA from Fomitopsis serialis, 1587 nucleotides. RefSeq lists its product as uncharacterized. The transcript has 3 exons. The coding region runs from base 1 to 1587 and encodes 528 amino acids. The record is from RefSeq and is a predicted model, not a curated record. NCBI's taxonomy places the organism in Eukaryota, Fungi, Basidiomycota, Agaricomycetes, Polyporales, Fomitopsidaceae. Gene Ontology annotation, molecular function: protein binding.